GCUGCGCUCCACCUGGGCGCCUCCUUCGGUCCAUUACCUGUGCAGGGAGCGCUGACCAUGGCUCCUUGGCCGGAGGUGGAAAAUGCCCAGCCCAGCCCCAGUAAAUACAUCGAAGGGAACACCACGGCUGGGAAAGACAAGGAGGCCGACAAAAAUGACACUGGGAUCAUUCUGACCAAGAUCGAACUUCUGCCGUCGCACUCCACCGUGGCCCUGAUAGAGGAGCCCUCAAAGGAGCCCACGGACUUGGAAGACCCCUGGGACCUGCCUGAGCUUAAGCGCCAGGGCAUCAAGUGGUCAGAGAGAGACACCAAAGGGAAGAUUCUGUGUAUCUUCCAAGGGAUUGGGAAAUUCAUUCUGCUUCUGGGAUUCCUCUACUUGUUCGUGUGCUCCUUGGAUAUUCUCAGCAGUGCCUUCCAGCUGGUUGGAGGAAAAAUGGCUGGGAAGUUCUUCAGCAACAACUCUAUUAUGUCCAACCCCAUGGCGGGGCUGGUGAUCGGCGUGCUGGUGACGGCCAUGGUGCAGAGUUCCAGCACCUCCACAUCCAUCAUCGUCAGCAUGGUGGCCUCCUCACUGCUGACAGUGCGGACUGCCAUCCCCAUUGUCAUGGGAGCCAACAUCGGGACCUCGAUCACCAACACCUUCGUGGCGCUCAUGCAGGCAGGAGACCGGGCUGUGUUCAGAAGGGCCUUUGCUGGGGCCACCGUCCACGACUUCUUCAACUGGCUCUCCGUGCUGGUGCUGCUGCCCGUGGAGGCCACCACCCAUUACCUGGAGGUCCUGACCAACCUCAUCGUGGAGUCUUUCCACCUAAAAACUGGAGAAGACGCCCCGGCGUUUCUGAAAGUCAUCACGGAUCCCCUCACGAAACUAAUCAUCCAGCUGGAUAAAAAAGUCAUCAACCAAAUUGCAAUGAACGACGAAACAGCUCAAAACAAGAGUCUGAUCAAGAUCUGGUGCAAAACUUUUACCAAUGUGACUCAGAUGAAUGUCACUGUCCCCGCCAUCGAGAACUGCACCUCCCCCUCCCUCUGUUGGACAGAUGGUUUCCACACCUGGACCAUUGAGAACGUGACCCACCGGGAGAAUAUUGCCAAAUGCCACCACAUCUUUGUGAACGCCAACCUCGCGGAUGCUGUUGUUGGCAUCAUCCUGCUGGUAGUCUCCCUGCUGGUGCUCUGUGGCUGUCUGGUCGUGAUCGUCAAGCUCCUGGGCUCCGUGCUCGAGGGGCAAGUGGCUGUUGUCAUCAAGAAGACCAUCAACACUGAUUUGCCUUUUCCCUUUGCCUGGCUGACUGGCUACCUGGCAAUCCUCGUGGGGGCAGGCAUGACCUUCCUUGUGCAGAGCAGCUCCGUGUUCACGUCCACCAUGACCCCACUGAUAGGCGUCGGUGUGAUCACCAUUGAGAGGGCGUAUCCACUCACGCUGGGCGCCAACAUCGGCACCACCACCACCGCUAUCAUGGCUGCCUUAGCCAGUCCAGGCAGUAGUCUGAGGAGCUCGAUCCAGAUUGCCCUGUGCCACUUUUUCUUCAACAUCACUGGCAUUUUGCUGUGGUACCCAAUCCCGUUCACCCGCCUGCCCAUCCGCUUGGCCAAGGGGCUGGGCAGCAUCUCAGCUAAGUACCGCUGGUUCGCCAUCUUCUACCUGGUUGUCGUCUUCUUCCUGGUCCCACUGACGGUGUUUGGCCUCUCGCUGGCUGGGUGGCCAGUGCUGGUGGGUGUGGGGGUGCCCAUCAUUCUUGUGAUCCUUCUGGUGGUGGUGCUCAAGCUCGUGCAGUCCCGCUGCCCACACAUGCUGCCCGCGGUGCUGCAGACCUGGAAGUUUCUGCCCUUGUGCAUGCGCUCGCUGAAGCCCUGGGACCGCGUGGUCUCCAUGGUCACCCCGUGCCUCACGAACCAGUGCUGCUGCUGCUGCCGCGUCUGCUGCCGCGCCUGCUGUCUCCUCUGCUGCCCCACAUGCUGCCGCUGCAGCAAAUGCUGCCAGGACCUGGAGGAGGAGCCAGACAUCCACAUCAAGGCCCCCGAGGCCUUCAGUAACGCCGCCAUGGUCGGAGAGGCGCAGGAUGGGGUCUCUAAGUCCCAAGGGAAUGCCCUGGAUGCAAACAUCAUCUCCAGCAGCACAGCCUUGUAGGGGCUUCCCCAAGGCAGGAGGAGGGACCCCAAGUCUCACGUGAUCUCUCCUGGUUCUGCAUGCUGUUCUCCAUCUCACCGAGACAUGGUAGCGACGUCAGCUCUGACUCAUUCCCCUCUGUGCCGCUGUGGCUAGAAAGAUGAUCCCAUCACCCAUCCACCCCUGCACACAGAUGAGUUGGCCAAUAGAACUUAUUUUCAGAGUUAAACCAUCCUCUUCUGAAGUCCCAAGGGAGGGAUUUGUGGGGGAUUCUCCAAGAUGCAUCCAUACACACAUGCUUUUCUUGUGAUAAAAUUCUCCCGUUACCAAAGACUGGCUUCAACCGGGAGCAGCUGCCUCUCAGGUGUCCUCACCCCAGAGCAGCCCAGGUCAGGGGAGACAGACCUUGGAGAACACAGGUGUGGGCCUUUUUCUCUUCCCAAUGCUCCCCAAGUUUCCUGACAAGGUUUUCUCACCUGGGCAGGUAGGGCUAGUCCAAGCAUUUUACAAACUGGGCCCUCAAGUUUCCGGGACGGGAGCCGCAUGGAAGCUGCAGAGAUUCAGGCUGAGUUUUGGUUCACCUGUGGCUUCCGCCUCCUAAGAGGAGAGCGGUCCUGUUCCUGACGUGGGCAGGUGGAGGAUGGGAGCUGGGCAGCUGGGCAGUUAGGCAGUCGGGGCCAGGAGAGAUGGUUUAUCUGCUUAAAAGGGCUGAGGGCUCUUUUUAAUUUGGCUAUUUUGGAAGGCAAAUGGCCCAUCGUAGCUAAAGCCUAGUGCCGCUCUUGGUUAGAAUAAAAUCAUCCCCGUUGAGUUUUCUGGCUUCAGAUUCUCUGUCCCCUCCACUGCCACCAUCUUGAGUCCCAGGAAGCACCUGAGCAUGGAACAGUUACAAUUCCUUGCUCUGUGCAAGAUGACUGUCUGGGUCAGCUUCCAUCCGUCCAUCCAUCCAUCCAUCCAUAUAUUCUUUCCAAAUACUCUCAUAUUCCCAUAGAUAGAUGGACUUGAUUUCCUGCCCUCCCAUCUGCAGAGCUCUCAACUUUUCCCUGAGGGUAGAAGUGAGGACCUGGCUGGACUCUCACAGAACCGUGAUUGCCAAGUGACAGUGGGGUCCGUGUGUGUCUGUGGGUCCGGGGGGGGGGUGCUUCUUGCCCCAGAUGCCUUCUGUGCCUUCUACAUCCCCUGUUGUAUUCACCCCUUCACUCCUCACGGCUCCUCACCUCCAGUUUUUCCUGGAGAGCGAGCUUUUAACCAGGUCUGGGGGAGGCAGAGGGCAGCGCCACCACGCUCCCAUCGCAGCAGGUUGGGAUACCAAACCGAGCCCUCCCUUGACCUUUUCCUGUGUAGAUACAGAUUCCCUAAUGGCCACUCAUGCUCUAUAUUUAUAAUCGUGCACCUGUACAGUGCUUUUUUUUAAGUUAAAUAGUGAAUGGUGUGAUAUGUUUUAGGUUCUUAUUUGGAAAUGUAAAGGAAAGAGAGACCAUCUUUGUAUUUUUUUUGUAAUACCGGCUUUUCAACAUGCCUUCUGUUAGCCAUGCCCUGUGGCCUCACCCUGUAAAUACAUAAGCUAAACCUGGCCAGGGCUUUUUACACUCUAAAAAUUCAAUCCUUGCACCUGCAUUGAUUGUAUUUUUUUUUUUUUUUUUUACUGGUCGUGGGAAGGGAGAAAUAAAAAGAUAAUCAAA
This is a messenger RNA of Pteronotus mesoamericanus, 3791 nucleotides long. RefSeq names its product solute carrier family 34 member 2 (gene SLC34A2). Gene Ontology annotation, biological process: intracellular phosphate ion homeostasis; sodium-dependent phosphate transport. Gene Ontology annotation, molecular function: sodium:phosphate symporter activity. The transcript is spliced from 13 exons. Lineage: Eukaryota; Metazoa; Chordata; Mammalia; Chiroptera; Mormoopidae. Gene Ontology annotation, cellular component: brush border; vesicle; apical plasma membrane. The record is from RefSeq and is a predicted model, not a curated record. The coding region runs from base 58 to 2133 and encodes 691 amino acids.